Messenger RNA from Saprolegnia diclina VS20, 3948 nucleotides. RefSeq lists its product as hypothetical. Bases 1 to 3948 code for a protein of 1315 amino acids. Lineage: Eukaryota; Oomycota; Saprolegniomycetes; Saprolegniales; Saprolegniaceae. The record is from RefSeq and is a predicted model, not a curated record. Gene Ontology annotation, molecular function: protein binding. The transcript has 6 exons.
AUGUCGCCGUACCUUGCCGCGCCCAAGUGCAAAUUAGCGCGCAUGGUGGACCUCCGCCCGCCCGAGUCGCAUGAGAUCGAGUGGGACAUCGUCGCGCGCGAGCUCGAGAGCCCGCUCCGGAGCUUCCACGACGACUUUGUCCAGGCGCUCCAGCCGUCCUUCCUCGAGUUCUCGGCCAAGCGCAGCAUGCUGCACGCGGACCAGCUCCAUCUCUUCUUGGCGCGCCACUUUAGCGGCCUCCAGACCAACAAGGAGUACACGCGCCACGUGCUCGAGACCAUACAGGACAUGCGCAUGGAGCCGCCCGUGCACAUGACGUACGAGUCGGACCCACCGGUCUCGCACCAGUACAUCACCUUUAUGGAGCUCAAGGCGACGCUGCUACUGCCGACGAUGAUCGCGCAGCGCCUCGACGCGUGCGACCCGUAUGCGCUUGAGGGUAGUGUGCAGAUGUCGCUGCCGCCGCCGCGGGCGAGCGCACCACCGCGCGUCGCACUGCCGAGCGCCAAGAACGAGUGGCACGAGUUUCAGUUUGAGAUUCAACGCUCCAACGAGUUUCACAUGGACGUGAGCAAGCGGUCGCGGCAGUGGCUAGGCGGCUCGCAGCGGCCACGCAUCCUCGUGCUCAAGGAUGGCAUCCUCGACAUCUUCAAGAAGGCCGACAAGACAAAGCCAAAGCCGAAAGCGAGCAAGUCGAUUUGCCUCGACCACAUCGACGCGCUCAGCACGGGCAGCGGCCACACGUUCAUCGUGCGCACAAAGGACGGGCGCAACGUCACACUCUCGUGCCACUCGGCCGAGUCGCUCACACACUGCGUGGCCGAGAUCGCAACCCACUGUCUCUUCCACGUCCUCGACACGGGGCAGCCGCCGGCCGAGCUCGCGAAGUUUGUGACGGCCGGCGCGCGCCUCAACGACGCCAUGCGGCUACUACCGUCGCUGCAGAAGGUGGGCCUCGUCUCCUUCCCCGUCGUACCGCUCUGCGCGGCGUUUGUCCUCGAUGGCCUCGACAAGAAGAGCAGCCCCGAGACGCGCGUCGCCAUACUUCUCAAAGCCGGCGCGCGCCCGGACGCGCUCUUGCGCUGGGCGUUCGCGUCGCACUUCUUUUUACGCAAGACGCCGGUGAGCACGAACGUCCUCGAUUUCUUUCUCCGGCACAAGUUGCCACUGUGGACGGCCGGCGACGAUGCAGCCCACUGGUCGCUCCUCCAGUACCUCUGCCUCGUCCGUGACGUGGCAAGCGUGGAGCGGUUUGUACGACAUGCGACCGCCGCCGACUUGGCGCGCGCCUUGCAACACGUCAACGCAGCGGGCGACUCGGUGCUCCAUGUCGCCGUCAAGCGCAUCCAUGAGCAAGACAAAGACGACGACGCGGAGCGCAUUGCGUGUCUCCUCUUGAAGGCCAUCGCCAAGCACACGACGGAGCAUCCGUGGCUUCAUCAGGCCGACGCAGGGGGCGAGUCGCUGUUGCACAUGGCGCUCAAAGCCCGCAUGUGGAAGCUUUUGGACCACCUCUUGGCAAUGGUGUCGUCGUCGACCGGCUGCAGCGACAGCAGCGGCUUUUCCGUGCUGCACUUGGCGAUUCGGCUCCACGCGCCCAUCAAGAUUGUCGCGCGUCUCAUUCAGCUCUGCAAGACAAAGCGCAACAGCAGCAAGAAGAAGGACGUCGACGGCCUCGAGCUGCGCGACGACGACGGCGCCGAUACACCGCUCACACUCGCCAUCAAAUGCCGCAACGAGGCGGUCGUCCAAGAGCUCUUGGCGGCCGGCGCCCAACCCGAUGCCGUGAGCGACUGGGGCGCGACGCUUGUCAGGUCGCCCGUGACGCCCACUGACACCCCGCUGCACGUAGCGAUCAAAACGGGCUUGCCGGCCGCGGCGCGCGCACUUGUGCUGCACGGAGCGUCGUGGUUGACGCUGGACGGCGUCGGGUCGUCGCCGCUCUCGCUCGCGCUGCGCUAUGGCAUGUACGCGCUCGUCUACGAGCUCCUCCACGUGGUCUCGGGCGAUUUGGGCGAGCUCGAGUGGACCGACCGCCACGUCGGCGACAGCGUCGUCGGUCUCGCGCUCAAGGCCGGGCAGCUCGAGCUCGCGUGUCUGCUCCUGGACCUCUCGCCCGAGGUCGUGCACGUCCAGCACCUUCGGACGAACGAGUCGCCGCUGCAUUACGCCAUGAAGAUCCGCGUCUGGCUCGAGUACCUCGAGCCCAAGUCGCAAAAGUACAAGAAGACGCGCCAAGCGCGCGUGAAAUCGAAAAGCGACGGCGACCUCUCGACGCUGCUCACGGGCGACUGGGCCGCGCCGUCGUACGAUCUCCAAAGCCACUUUUUUGUGCAGCGUGCGCUCGAAGGACUUCUUCUCGGGCUGCUCAAGCGCGUGCCGCCUAGCCUCGUCGUCUUGCGCACCGAACGAGAUCCCAUGGCGCCCGGCGAGCCGAUCUUUCACUUGUUCAACAGCGACGACUGCAUCACCGACCACCAAGUCGACGCGUUCACGCCAUUGCACGCGGCCGCGCGCGGCGGUGCCUCGACCAACCACAUUCUGCGCUGGCUGCUUUUGCACAUCAAGCACUGCCGCUUCCGUGACACGCUCGGCGUCACGAUCGGGUUUGACGAGACGCCGCUGCACGUGGCGAUCGAAGCCGGCGCGGUCGAGAACGCGCUCGACUUGCUGCGCGUGUUGGGCAGUGGGAUCGAGGACGACGGCGCCGCUUUUGUCCGCGACGCCGUGCGCCGGGACCAAGCGUCCGCCUUGCACCUCGCCUGCCAGUCGCCGGACGCCAAUGCCGCCGUGAUUGCAGAGCUCUUGGUGCAAGGCGCGUACGCCGAAGGCUGGGACGAGCAUGGCGAUGCGCCGCUCCACGUGGCCGUCGCCCACGGCGCGUCGUCGACGAUCGUGUAUACGAUGGCGCGGCUCGGCGUCGACAUGAAUGCGCGCACCGAGGACGGGCGCACGCCGCUCAUGGUUGCGCUUUGCGCCAACAACGACAGCGCGUUCGACGCACUCGUCAAGCUUGGCGCCAACACGCGCGCGGUGGUGCCGGGCACGCGCCACGGCCUCGCCGAGCUGGGAGCUGCCAUGGAGGCGCUGAGCCCGUCGAUCGCGCAUACGCUUCUCGACGACGUACGUGCAUAUGCGCGUCCCGACGUGCUCCAGCAGAUUGCCGACGCGAGCGAGUGCUUUGCGUCUGACCAAGUGCCCGGCGACGUCUUGCGGCCCACGUACCGAACGCAAGGCAGCAUUGGCUCCAAGAACGAGUUUAGCAUCACGCGCUUGUCGCUGACGGCGGACGCGGCGCCGGUGCUGCCACCACCGCCCAUGCCGCUGUCGUCGUCGAGCAAGACGGCGCUGCCACUCAAGAAGUGGAUCGAAACCGCUUCGACCGUGCGCUCGCCGGACGAACUCGUCGAGCACGCACCGUCGACGAGUACGAAUGCCACUAAGGUCGUCAAGAAGGAGCAGUUGUGGUGGCUGCGCCUCAAAGACGAGGAGAAGUCGACACUGCAGCUCGUGGCGAACGAAGCCAAGCUCGCGGCGCGCGAGUGGCUCCUCAAGCGCAUUGGCAAGAAGAAGAUGCUCUCCGACUCGCUCGUGCUCUGCCAACAGUACUACGCUGAGAAGGGCAUCGACCUCGACCCGGUCCUCGCCCGCAAGGAAGCGGAAAAGAACUUUGUCGACAAGCACGUGGCCGAGGCCGUCUCGGACGCCCGCAUGGAGAUCGAGCGUGAGAAGCAGAUGAUCGCGCACGAAGCUACGCGGCGCGUCGCCAAAGACCCGCUCUCCAACACGAGCGCCGUGAGCUUUGCGGCGACCUCGGCGACCUCGAGCUUCCUCGUCGAGAGCUUCCUCCUCGAGAACCUCGAGACGGACGACGAGGUGGACGACGACGUUGCCAUCUACUCGGACGUCUUCGAGUGGAACUUGGACGCUCGCAAUACGCUCUGCUAG